AGAUUAGCUACACACCCCACCCGGCCACCGUCCACAGGGCGGGCCCGCCCAACCCUAGUCAGCGUCCGGAAGAGCCACGCCCUCGGCUUCUUGCGCUCCCUUCGUCCCACUUCCGCCCUCCAGGCCCCGCCCCGCCUCAAUGCGCCUGCGCACGGACGAACACGUGGCUGCCGGGGAGCGAGAGCGGCAAUGGCGGCGGGCGGUAGAGGUAGCGGCGACCCCCUGUCCCCGGCGGGGGUUCCCUGCGCCUUCUCCCCGCAGAGCCAGGCCUACUUCGCUCUGGCCUCUACAGACGGUCACUUGCGAGUGUGGGAGACAGCCAGCAACCGGCUGCACCAGGAAUACGUGCCUUCCGCGCACCUCAGCGGUACCUGCACCUGCCUGGCCUGGGCGCCAGUGCGGUUACAGGCCAAGGAAAGUCAUCAGAGGAAAAAAAGGAAAUCAGAAGCUUUAGGGACGGGUGACCAGACUGACUUAUUGGCUCUUGGUACAGCAGUUGGUAGCAUUUUAUUAUACAGCACAGUCAAAGGAGAAUUACACAGUAAAUUAAUAAGUGGUGGACAUGACAACAAAGUCAAUUGCAUACAAUGGCAUCAAGACAAUGGCUGUUUGUAUAGUUGUUCAGAUGAUAAACAUAUUGUGGAAUGGAAUACACAGACGUGCAAAGUGAAGUGCAAAUGGAAAGGUGACAACAGCAGUGUCAGUUCCUUGUGUAUCAGCCCAAAUGGAAAGAUGUUGCUUUCAGCUGGUCGAACAAUCAAACUAUGGGUUUUGGAGACCAAAGAAGUCUACAGACACUUCACAGGACAUGCGACGCCGGUUUCAUCACUGAUGUUCACUACCAUCAGACCUCCUAAUGAGAGCCAGCCUUUUGAUGGAAUUACAGGUCUUUAUUUCUUAUCUGGAGCAGUACAUGACCGGUUACUUAAUGUCUGGCAGGUCCGGUCAGAAAACAGAGAGAAGAAUGCGGUGAUGUCUUUCACAGUUACAGAUGAACCUAUCUAUAUUGACCUGGCUUUGUCAGAAAACAAAGAAGAGCCUGUUAAGUUAGCUGUUGUUUGCAGAGAUGGUCAACUUCAUCUUUUUGAACAUAUAUUAAAUGGAUACUGUAAAAAACCUUUGACUUCAAACUGCACAAUUCAGAUAGCAACACCUGGGAAAGGCAAGAAAAAUACACCAAAACCCAUCCCUAUUCUAGCAGCUGGGUUUUGCUCAGACAAAAUGUCAUUGUUGCUUGUAUAUGGCAGUUGGUUUCAACCCACCAUUGAGCGAGUGGCUUUAAACUCCAAAGAACCUCAUAUGUGUUUAGUAAGAGAUAUUUCAAACUGCUGGACUCCGAAAAUAGAAACUGCUGUAACCAAGGUGAGAAUACCAGUGAUGAAUUCUGAAGCAAAAAUUCUGGUGCCUGGGAUUCCUGGUCAUCGUGCAGCUAUUAAGCCUGCCCUUCCACAGACCGAGGAAUUAGAGAGCAAGAGGAAAUUAGGGGAGAAUGAGGUCAGCAUUGAAGAACGCCUGGGAGCAAUGGAUUUAGACACAAAAAAAGAAAAAGCUGACCGUCCACAGACAAUUAGCUUUCCAGUUCUUCUCACACAGGGUUUAGAAAGUAAUGAUUCUGAAAUGCUAAAUAAAGUACUUCAAACUAGGAAUUUAAACCUAAUAAAGAAGACUGUUUUAAGGAUGCCCCUGCAUGCUGUUAUCCCAUUGUUGCAAGAGCUCACAAAGAGGUUGCAAGGACAUCCUAAUAGUGCUGUGAUAAUGGUUCAGUGGCUAAAAUGUGUGUUAACGGUCCAUGCAUCAUACUUAUCCACAUUGCCUGACCUAGUACCCCAGCUGGGGACACUCUACCAGUUAAUGGAAAGCAGAGUGAAAACUUUUCAGAAACUCUCUCACCUUCAUGGAAAGCUCAUCCUUCUGCUCACACAAGUUACAGCAUCAGAAAAACCAAAGGGAACAGCUUGUCCUGAACAGAAGGCAAAAUUGGUGUAUGAAGAAGAAUCUUCUGAAGAGGAGUCUGAUGAUGAAAUAGCAGAAAAGGAUUCUGAUGACAAUUGGGAGGAGGAGGAGGAGAUUGAGAGAGAUGAGGAUGUUGGUGAAGAGAAUGAAGAGGAAGAAGAAGAUGCUGAAGAAAAGGAUGAAAAUGGUGAGGACAGAGACGUGGCAAGUGAAAAAGAAUUAAAUGGAGAUUCUGAUUUAGAUCCUGAAAAUGAAAGUGAAGAAGAAUGAAGACAGAAAAAUAGCCAAUUGAACUGAAUGAACUCUGGCUCACCUUUCCCAGUGCUGCCGUGCUCUCUGGGGAGGGUUGGCUAACCGUCGCCAAGGACCGCUGCACAUUUCCAGAUUUGUGGCUGUGGUUCCCGUGCCACCUGCUGUCCCAACUACCCAGACAUCACUGUGUAAAUAAGAGUGUUUCAUGCAAUUGUUAAUAAAACUUUACACAGUAAAUAGAACACAUUUUCUGCAAUGUACUGACAUGAGUGUCCGAUAUAUGGUCUAUUUUUAUAGUGUAAUAUCUUAGUAUGGUUGGUUAUAUCAAGAAUUGACUGAAGUGAAGAUAAAGAAACGCCCUGUAGGGGUUCAAGAACUGGAGUGUUGGGAAGGCGUAGCUCUUCCCUCAGGUUGGUAUCUUUCAUUAAAUCCAGACAUGAAGCAGCACUGGUGAAAAAGUUUUAAUUUGGUCUAUUUUCAUAAAAUUUGAGGAAAUAAGUAAAAAUUGGAGUAAAUGAUUUAAUAAAACCACACUGUCCCUAGCUAGUCUAUUAACUGUUGUAAUCUGACUUGAGUCAGAUUGUAUGUUUGGAGUGCUUCCCAGAAAGAACCACUUACUUUUUAAACUGUCAUGUAAAAUAUUUUUUUAAAACAAAAAUUAUGGGAAUUAAAAGAAUCUAUAAAGAGUUAGCCAUAUUAAGGAUUUUCCUGAUGGCAAAUUGCUGAUACAGAAUCAUCAGUGUAUGGAUUUACAAGUGCACAUUACCUACGACUUAAAAUUCUGUUAGAGCUGCUUUUGAAGAGGUUUUCAUUUUUAUUUAAAUUACUAGUGGAUCAAAGAACUAUUCUUUAUUUUUUCUCUUUGGUUUUAGAUAUUAAUGAUAACCUUGUUGGAAUUUUUUUCCAAAGAAAAUAUUUUUAUAAUUCAGUCAUUUAAUGUUUUCCUUCCUUUUCAUUACCCAAUCUUGGCAGUGUUAAGGUAUCUGUUUAUCUUUAAAGUAAUAAAUCUGAUUCAAGAUUUUUUAAUGUAUGUAUAAAACAAGUACUUUGGUGUGCUAUAAAAGCCUUUUCAAAUUAAUCAGUAAUAUUUUUUCUUUAAGAAGGAGCCAGUAUUUGUUUAAUAUGCUCACUAGGGGCCAUGUAGAUGGUAGUAAAAGUUUAAGGAAGGGCUGGGCAGAUGGAUCCCCCUCGCUCCACCUGUGAAUAUGUAAAACACAAAACCAUUAUAUCUUCGGGGCUUUUUAACCGCAGUGUCAGAACAGAGGUUUCUGUGCUCAACUAAUUGAGCUGGAGCCAUAUAAGUAUCUUUUGGGACAGCAAGUUUGAGCCAACUACUGGUAUAAUGUACAGUUAUAUUUGUCUAUAAAUGGAGCUGUUUAUGGCAAUUUAAUACCAUUCUCUUUGUAAAGUGAAUAAAUAUUCAUCCUUA
Choloepus didactylus (southern two-toed sloth) is the source of this 3634-nucleotide messenger RNA. RefSeq names its product WD repeat domain 43 (gene WDR43). Gene Ontology annotation, molecular function: protein binding. Lineage: Eukaryota; Metazoa; Chordata; Mammalia; Pilosa; Megalonychidae. Gene Ontology annotation, biological process: maturation of SSU-rRNA from tricistronic rRNA transcript (SSU-rRNA, 5.8S rRNA, LSU-rRNA). Bases 190 to 2223 code for a protein of 677 amino acids. The transcript is spliced from 18 exons. The record is from RefSeq and is a predicted model, not a curated record. Gene Ontology annotation, cellular component: nucleolus.